GUGGCUAUAAAAGACAGGUUCAUAUUUAGGUCAGAGAUGGGUUAAACGGAUUAUCCUCAACCCUGCAGCAGCAUCACUAGUCCUAUAAAUGUGUGAGCAGAACCACCAAGGCUCCCUGGUUUACAGUAAAUGAGAUCUGAAUUGGAGUCUGGGAGUUUGGCUGUUGUCCCAGAGGUUCUGGGAAAUCACACAGUCUCCAUAUAUGGACAUCCUUUUUCUUUCUUACUCCCACGGUCACACAACCGCCGUUCACUUUCCUGUUUAAUGAGAAAAGAAACCGUUCAGUGUCAGAAGCAGCCAAUCAGAGCACCCUCUGCACGUGUUUCCAACCAAUCGCGUUUCACACACACGCACACAGAGUGAAAGUUACGCACCCAUCCAGCGGGUACAAAACUGAAUGGAUAGCGCAUGGUCAGAGUUAUUGUGUGGGUAAGGUGAGCGACAGAGAAACGAGGAGACAUGAAGCUCUUGCCAGAAAAUAUCCAAGUGCUGUACAUUGCCAGCAGUAAUUGCAUGGAGCCUUACGUGGAGAUUAUCCGAGUGAAGGACUCCAAGCGGCGCCUGAGUUUGUGCAGCUCCGAGGACUCGGAGGUGGAGGAGCCCGAGUACCAGGAGGAAGGAGACGAUGCUGUGCCUGUGUUGAAUGAGCACAGCCAGCUGCUGGGUGAUCAAGACCUGGAGCAGCUUGUUGCUCAUUUGCCAGCGAGGAUCCAAUGCCAUUCAUGGCAACUUGUGUACAGCACUGCUGUCCAUGGCAGCAGCUUGAAGACCAUGUACAGGAAUAUGAAAGGUCUGGACAGUCCAGUGCUACUGGUCGUCAAAGACAUGAACAAAAAGGUGUUUGGGGCAUUUUCCACAGUUCCGUUCAGAGUCAGUAAAUACUACUAUGGCACAGGUGAAACCUUCCUGUUCAGCUUCAACCCUACAUUUCAGGUGUACAGGUGGAGUGGGGAGAACUCUUACCUUGUAAAUGGCAAAAUGGACUCUCUGCAAAUUGGUGGAGGAGGGAAUGGCUUCGCUCUGUGGCUGGAUGCUGAUUUGAACCAUGGGGCAAGUUUUUCCUGCCCUACCUUCCACAAUGCACCGCUCUCCAAUCAAGAAGACUUUAUAGUACAAGACCUCGAGGUCUGGACUAUGCAGAGCUGAGAAAGAACAUCUAAAAAUGUGACAUAAAAUCAAUGUGGAACGCAUACUCCUGUCUGGAGUGACAGGGCUAAAUUACUUCAUGGAGUACAUGCAGUUAAGCUACUACUGUACAAAGACUGAGAAAACAAUUGCUCCAGUAUCGUCUGUGUAGCUGGCUGAAAAUUAGCCCACACACAGUGCGUAUGAAGUCUGUUCCUGUGGUUCUUGGGCUGGCUUUCUCUUUGCACUGGUUUGACCUGUGUUCAGUAGAAGAUGCCACAUGCAAGCCUAUGAUUUGGGGUCCUGUUGCUUUAAACUACAAGCUAUUCAUCAGCAGCCUCAUGCCAGGCCCAGUUAGUUACUGGCAUCUGAAGCUUUAAGCUCUCCAUGCCCUCCUUUGGUUAUGGGGGGAAUUCAAAGAUAGAGUUCAAAUUAAGACCAUUAAAAGGUUAUACCUACUGUUAGUACACUCAGGUCCUAAAGUCUUAAAUUAAAUUUUAUCUUUAGAUUUUCCAAUUUAAAAGUUGUAUACCUGAAUUUUCAAUGUCUAGUAUGUUUCUACAUGUGUGAGCGUGAAUUUGUUAUGUAGUAUUGUUUGGCUCAAAAACACUUCACGCUCAAAAAGACACGUAUUUAUUUCUAUGGUGAAAACACUUGGGGACAUUGUGGUUGUGAGUCUCCAUUUCCUGUACUCUUUUUAGAGAAACACUAACAAUAAUGUAUCAGCUAUAAAAUAUGUAUUUGUGUAAACUGUUACGACUGUUUUUUUUUGUUUUUUUAAAAGUGAGACACCACUUGGCUGGUGGCCUGGCUUUUUACACAGCUGGGAUCAUAUUUCAGGGAAACCUUUCAGAUAUUUGACAUGUUUUUCUUUUUUUUUUUUAACUUAUUAGUAUAUUUUAAUUAUUUUUGAAAAUGUAAAAAGGAAAGUAAAGCAUGAUUCCUAGA
Molecule: messenger RNA, 2073 nt
Organism: Solea senegalensis (Senegalese sole)
Lineage: Eukaryota; Metazoa; Chordata; Actinopteri; Pleuronectiformes; Soleidae
Gene: ncoa7a
Product: nuclear receptor coactivator 7
Exons: 6
Coding region: 460-1146 (228 amino acids)
Biological process (GO): regulation of transcription by RNA polymerase II; response to oxidative stress
Cellular component (GO): nucleus
Source: RefSeq, a predicted model, not a curated record